Raphanus sativus (radish) is the source of this 1383-nucleotide messenger RNA. RefSeq lists its product as uncharacterized. The record is from RefSeq and is a predicted model, not a curated record. The transcript has 7 exons. Lineage: Eukaryota; Viridiplantae; Streptophyta; Magnoliopsida; Brassicales; Brassicaceae. Bases 426 to 1238 code for a protein of 270 amino acids.
UGCUACAAAGCAUAGAGACAUUUGUUCGGAGAGAGAUUGUUUUCGCAAAAUAUUGAGUGAUUUAUAAUAAUAUAUUAGAAACAUAAGGAGUUAAAUUGCAAAUUACACCGAAAACAUUUAAGACGGCGACGUUUUCGGAUGGUCAUCAUCGUCAACUUCGACAAACAAUAGGAAAAUUGAUCGUCGUCAAGCACGUCAGGAUCAAGGAAAAAAAAAGAAAGAAAGAGAUUCGCCGCACGUUGUUCAAAUCGAAAAUUUGAAAAAGGAAAGCGACACUUAGCAGCAGAUCUUACCCCUUUUUUUUUUCUUAACCUGGAAGAUUAAUCAGACUCAGAAAGAGACAGAGAGAAAAAGAAGUUAUAUAAAACUUCCGUAAACAGAAAAAAAGGUUGGACCUUUAGAGAGAAAGAAAGAGAGAGAAUUUGAUGGUGUGGUUGACGAAUCAACAGAUCGGGACAUGGAAAAGGAAUCGAAUUGUUGUUGGAUCGCUGUUCAUAUGUUGGUUAAUCUUAUUGUUCAUCACUCCCAAAGUUCCUCUUCAUUCUUUCCGUCAUCAUGUCUUCGCUGACAAGCGCAAUUUCAUGGGAGUGCCAAACACAUUAAAUGUGAUGACCAACUUUCCUUUUCUUAUUAUUGGUGUUCUUGGUUUCGUUCUUUGCGUUGGAGGAAGCUUCUUUAAUAUCAGUUUGAAAGGUGAGAUCUGGGGAUGGACACUGUUCUACGCAAGCGUUUCAAGCUUGGCCUUUGGCUCUGCUUAUUACCAUCUCAAACCUGAUGACAACACAAUCGUCUGGGACACUUUGCCUAUAUUGAUUGCGUAUUCCUCGCUUUUCUCUAGUUUUUUGGUCGAGAGAGCGGGGGAGAAAGUAGGAUUGAGUUGCCUCGUCUUGCUUCUGUUCAUUUCAUUUCUCAGCGUUGCUUACGCCAGAGUGUUUAAUGAUCUCCGGUUAUGCAUGACGUUCCAGUUGAUUCCCUGCCUGGCCAUUCCCAUCAUGACCGUUUUGUUACCUCCCAAGUAUACUCACUCUAGGUUCUGGCUCUUGGCAACAGCGGCUCACUCUGUUUCCAAGAUCGAAGGACUUGCAGACAGCAAGAUAUACAAUGCGAAUGGAUAUAUCAUCAGUGGCCAUUCACUGGGACAUUUGUGUUCAGCAUUGUCUAUGCUUUUACUUUCCGUUAUGCUUUUGUAUAGAAGCAUUCGGUUUCAGAGAUUAAGUGAGCUCAAAGGCCAUCCUUGACAUCCAUUGAUGACUGCUCUUUCCCUCAAUUUUUUUUUUUUUUUUUGUAAUUCAGAUGCUUCCUGUAAUUCUUCAACAGCAGAUUUUGUUGGAUUAUUAGUGAAAUUUUGUUGGGUUUCUAAUAAAUUUGAUUUAGCUUUUUUAA